UUGCCCACUUCUUCGUUUGCCCUCGUCGACAAUAUAGCCCUAGAUUCCUCGCUCUCGCUCUCUCGCUCUAGCUCUCGCUAUCUCUCGCUCUCGCUCUCGCUCUCGCUCGUUCGCAGGGAAUUUUUGUCGAAGAUGGUGAGCCAAAGGCAGAGACUUGCGAGGAAGAGAUUCAAGGAGGCUCACCCGGAGAUGUUUCCGAAGCCGGAGCCGACGCCGCCGAAGGAUCCGGAGAAGAAAAAGAAGAAGAAAAGUAUGUUCAAGCGAAAGAAAUCUGGACCCAUCGACGGGUCGAGUAAAGGAACGGUGAGAAGAGGCAUGAAGAGGCACCCACUUAGGAUACCCGGUAUGAAACCCGGGGAAGGAUGUUACAUAUGCAAGGGCAAUGACCAUAUGGCCAAGCUCUGCCCCCAAAAAUCUGAGUGGGAGAAGAACAAGGUAUGCUUGCGUUGUCGAAGACGAGGACAUAGUCUUAAAAACUGCCCCGACAAGAGCGACGAGAGCUCGGACAAGAAGUUGUGCUACAACUGUGGAGAAAGUAGCCAUUCACUUUCUCAAUGUCCCUAUCCCAUGGAAGAUGGGGGAACAAAAUUUGCAAGUUGUUUCAUAUGCAAGGAACGUGGGCACUUGAGCAAGAACUGCCCGCAAAAUAAGCAUGGGAUCUACCCAAAGGGAGGAUGUUGUAAUAUUUGCGGAAGUGUGACACAUCUAGUGAAGGAUUGCCCUGAUAAAGAUAACCGAAGUUCGAUCCAAGCAAAGGAUACAGAUUACGAAGAGAUUCCAAGGGGGAAGGUGACUAAGUUAACAAGCGGGGACGAUCUUGAGGAUGACUUCGUGAUGGGAGACACGAAAAGCAACAAUAAAAACAAGUCAUCAGAAGCUAAAACCGGAGCUUCUGAUCAGAGUAGAAGUGAUGCGAACCCCAGAAAGAGACAAGGUCCAAAGGUUGUCAAUUUUGUAGGAUGAUCGAAUAAAAAAAAGGGCAGUACUUCUCCAAUUUUGUAGGAAAAAAAAAAGAGAAUGUGUUGUGAUAAUGGGUAUUUGUUGUACGUAUACGUAUACGUAUUUCUUGCAAGGAAUGUUGUUUUGUGGGUAUUUUGGGUCGACGUUA
Messenger RNA from Tarenaya hassleriana, 1108 nucleotides. Its product is annotated as DNA-binding protein HEXBP. Bases 133 to 963 code for a protein of 276 amino acids. Gene Ontology annotation, molecular function: zinc ion binding; nucleic acid binding. The record is from RefSeq and is a predicted model, not a curated record. The transcript has 5 exons. Lineage: Eukaryota; Viridiplantae; Streptophyta; Magnoliopsida; Brassicales; Cleomaceae.